Fonsecaea multimorphosa CBS 102226 is the source of this 1743-nucleotide messenger RNA. RefSeq lists its product as uncharacterized. Lineage: Eukaryota; Fungi; Ascomycota; Eurotiomycetes; Chaetothyriales; Herpotrichiellaceae. Gene Ontology annotation, molecular function: tRNA binding. The transcript has a single exon. Gene Ontology annotation, biological process: tRNA N1-guanine methylation. Gene Ontology annotation, cellular component: nucleus. The record is from RefSeq and is a predicted model, not a curated record. Bases 1 to 1743 code for a protein of 580 amino acids.
AUGGACGCAGAGGAGCGCCCUGCAAAGCUUCGGAAGCUUAACUCGGACGAUGACUUAGGCUUGGCUGAAGAUGCAGACGCAGAUGCUUCUUACCUGUCAAAUUUACCUGGCACACGGGCAGUCACUGGCACCGUCGAUGCUCCGUCGUUGCAAAACAGUAAGCCAGAGGAGUGUGCUGCUAAUCUUCAAGACCCUUCAGUGCCGCGAGAAGAAGAAGACGUCCGGGAUGAGUCGGACGACGGCCUGGGGUCGAACCCAGAAAACCAACCAGACUUUGCCCACACGGCACCACCACAGGAGCAGCAACAACAAAAUGGCGACGCGCCGAAGCCACUAUCCAAGAACCAGCUGAAGAAACUACGGAAGCGAGAAGAGUGGGAGGCAGCUCGCGAUUACCGCAAAGCGAAACGAAAACAAAAGACACAGGAAAAGAGGGCCAGGAGACGAGCAGCCCGAGAAGAAGAGUUAGAACAGCACCGGCUCCAAGUAGUGCAGCAACAACCGUCCCUUGUCUCUGAAGAAAACGGACAAGUUGAAGGAACGAAGUCUACAAAGUCGCCGAUACCUCCUCCUCCACAACCGUCCUCCAAAAUGAAAUACCGCCGUCCCGUCCAGAUCCCCAUGACCAUCCUCAUAGACUGCGGCUUCGACGAUCUCAUGAUGGAAAAAGAGCGGAUAUCGCUUGGUUCACAACUGACGCGGUCAUAUUCUGACAACACGCGCGCCCGGUAUCAGGCACACCUUGUGAUUAGCUCCUGGGGCGGGCUGUUGAAGGAGAGAUUCGAUACCGUGCUCAGCAAGCAUUAUCUGAAUUGGAGGAAUGUGACGUUCGUGGAGGGGGACUUUGUCGAGGCGGCCAACAAGGCCGAAGAGUUGAUGAGAGGGCGUGAUGGUGGGAAGUUGGCCGGAUGCUUUGAGAAGUACGCCGCCGCCGCUGCUACCACCGCCAGCGCUGAUGGCUCGGGACCUGCUGAGGAAGCAACGCACCAAAAUCUCAAGGCUGCAGAUGUCUCUCUACAAUCCGAAGAUGUCGGAAAAUUCGACGCAGACAGCCUUCCCCAGCCCCAGGAACCAUCCGCACCAAAAGCCCCUAACUCCGCCACUCAACCAGGACUUCCACAUUCUUCUUCAUCACCACCAGACCCGUCCUUCCUAUCUCCCCAUCCCAAAGGCGAAGUCAUCUAUCUAACAUCCGACUCCCCCGACACCCUCACCACUUUAUCGCCGUACUCGACAUACAUCAUCGGCGGACUGGUGGACAAGAACCGGCACAAGGGCAUCUGCUACAAGACAGCCGCGGCGCGGGGCAUCAAGACCGCCAAGCUCCCGAUCGGAGAGUACCUCGAGAUGACGUCCCGGAAAGUGCUUGCCACCAACCACGUCGUGGAGAUCUUGCUGCGAUAUCUGGAGGAAGAGGAUUGGGGCAAGGCGUUUUUGAGGGUCAUUCCAAAGAGGAAAGGGGGGAAGUUGAGGGGGGAGAAUGCAGGUGCAGGUGCAGGUGAAGAAGAGGAAGAGGAUGGGAAUGCUAAGGCUGUGGAGGAGGGGGAUGAGGAUGGUGACGACGCUGCUGAAGACGCCAAUGAGGAUGAUGAUGAUAGUGACGGUGCUGAUGAUGUCCACAAGGAACAACAGCGGACUGCCAAUGGCGAACAAGUACCGUGCUCCUCCGAGCCUGAGCUUUCAGAACCACCUGCGGCCAGGGCCGGGGCCGGGACUGGGACAGAAAUGAACACGCUCCCAUGA